Anolis carolinensis (green anole) is the source of this 2911-nucleotide messenger RNA. It is a transcript of the gene lmo3, whose product is annotated as LIM domain only 3. Bases 850 to 1287 code for a protein of 145 amino acids. The transcript has 4 exons. Gene Ontology annotation, molecular function: transcription coactivator activity; DNA-binding transcription factor binding. Gene Ontology annotation, cellular component: nucleus. Lineage: Eukaryota; Metazoa; Chordata; Lepidosauria; Squamata; Anolidae. The record is from RefSeq and is a predicted model, not a curated record. Gene Ontology annotation, biological process: positive regulation of transcription by RNA polymerase II.
GGGUGAAUGUGAAAAAUUGGAGGUUGGGGAUCUAAUUACCCAACCAUAAUUGGGGGCUAGGGAAUAAGUUGCAGUCCUCUCAACUCACCGCAGAUCAAUUAUGUUAAGAGAACAUCUGUAAGUAGAACUUAAUGAGGUCCAUUAGAGCAACAUGUACAGCCUCCUCUAACCGUACUUGUCAGCUUCUUGGAUGAGCCAAAGAGAGCUGCUAACUAGGGACCUGGUGGAGGUGUUUAAAUACUGAAGGAGGCGAGGCUGGCCCACUCAGGUUUUUGUGUUCAGCUGGGGAAGAAGAAAGUAGAGGGGGAAAGAGGGGGGAGCAGAGAGAGAGGGAGAGAGAGAGAAAGAAAGAGAGAGAGAGAAAGAGCAGACAGGCGGCAGGCAAGCAAAAAACUGGGAUUUGCUCCCAUUUGAUGCUACUGAAACUCAAGCUGGGGAAAGAAGGGAGGUGGUACGAGGAUCAAGUACAGUUUUUCCUCUUGAACUGAGGGUGUGUGCCAGGCUCUUGUGUGUUUUGCCACAAUUCUUGAAAGGGGACCAAUUGGAUAUAUUUUUUUUAAAAAAAUUAAAAAAAUCAACCUCUUCCUCCCCUUGUAUACAUUCACUCUCUUAUUUAUUUUGGGCUCCAAACUCAAACUCUGGGACUAUACAGCAAUCUUUCUGAUCAGAGGGGGGGAGGGCCAAAUAGAGAGAUCAGACCAGCAACUUCACAAACGGGAGAGCAUCUCUCAAUUUAUUUAAUUUUUUCUGGAAAGGACCAAAGUGUCCCAUCUGCGAGAAACUUGAAGACUUCUUUGAGCUUCAGCUAUUAUUUUCUGCAGAAAGCUUUUCUUGCACAAAGGUAUACAAAUGCUCUCUGUCCAGCCAGACACCAAACCGAAAGGUUGUGCUGGCUGCAACCGCAAGAUCAAAGACCGGUACCUCCUAAAAGCCCUGGACAAAUACUGGCAUGAAGACUGCCUGAAGUGCGCCUGCUGCGACUGCCGCUUGGGGGAGGUCGGCUCCACCUUGUACACCAAAGCCAACCUUAUCCUGUGUCGCAGAGACUACCUGAGGUUAUUUGGUGUUACAGGAAACUGUGCUGCUUGCAGCAAACUCAUCCCUGCUUUCGAGAUGGUGAUGAGAGCCAAGGACAAUGUUUACCACCUGGACUGCUUUGCGUGUCAACUUUGUAAUCAGAGAUUUUGUGUGGGAGACAAAUUUUUCCUAAAGAACAACAUGAUUCUCUGCCAGACGGACUAUGAGGAGGGUUUAAUGAAAGAAGGUUAUGCGCCCCAAGUUCGCUGAUCCGAUCCUCACUCCUAAGAAUACUGAAGCACUACAUUCUUAUCUUUUCUGUUCUUCUCUUUCUGUUCAACAUGUAUAUAAGAAAUAAUGGCGGAAUCUACUGAAUAGCAUAGAUAUAGGGAGACAGAAGGAUCAUGUGGAAUAAAAAGCGAACUGCAGAUAUACGUAGUGGAAAUUGCACCAGUUCACAGUUGAAUGUUUAUUAAAAGAUAAUGUACAUACUGCUGAAAGGGUCUGGGGUUUGGUUUUGGGAUUUUUUGGCUUGCUGUUUUGGGGAUUUUUUUCUUUUUGUGUCAUUGGGCAUGAGAUGCUUAUUUUGGACUAAUGUAUAUAAUGCAUUGUUAUAUUUGAAGCACAAAUGUAAUACAGUUUUAUUGUGUUACCAUUUGUGUUCCCGUUUGCUUAUUUGUAUUGUUGCAUUUAGUACAAUCGGUGUCCAAACUUUAUUGUAUAUUUAUUCUUUCUUGUAUCUACCAGCUAUUUUGAAAAAGCUGUAUCUUUGUAGUAAAAACAAAAAAAAGAACAAAAAGAGAAUUUUAAGAGCCAAUCCCAUGCAUUAUUCUCCAUGCUUCAGAGAUGCUUAUCAACACUUGAACUAUUUAACCGAAAAAUGUCAGGCAAGAUCUCGCCACAGUUAAGUACUUAGUUCCAUUGACUUGUAUAGUGUGUGCUUAACUCUCCCAUUGAAAUCAAUGGGAUUUAUGAGUGCUUAACUUCUGACUGGAUUAUAAUGCUAACAACACUGUUAAAGUUGCCACCAUUCAUGAAGUCACUAUUGCAUCUUUCUUCAUCUUUUUUUGUUGUAACGGAAUGAGGCUUAGGGAUUUUAUUUCACACAUUUCAUGGGAAAGUAUGUUCUGUUUUGCUACAGAAAUUGGUGUUUUAAUUUUAUUGACAGGUGUUUUCAACUUUAUGGAGCAGGUGUUUCAUUAUUUUGGGGGCUACUGUGCUCUGUACCCACCCCGAAGGAAGGAAAAGAAAGAUGUUGGAAUGCCAUGUUUCCAACAUAACUGGGAAUGAGGAGCUGAGCCCCAAUGCAACUCAGUGCCUUUGGGUGUCAUAUAAAAUUUUUAUAUGUACAUAUAUAUAUAUAUAUUUCUCUGAAAUUAUUUUACUGUAGCAUAGUGAUUUCUGCUCCUGUACAGAAAUGUUAUUUUAAUGAAAUGAGUGUUUUUCCUGAACUUUAUCUGGUUUGGGUCCGGCAUACCUAAGAGACUAUCUGGUUUGGGUCCAGCAUACCUCUCCCUAUGGUCAGUUCCAUCCAUAACAUUGACCAGGAGUGCCCUCUUCAGGUGAUCUUCUGCGUACCAACUCAAGACAACGGGGCCUUUCAGCAAGGCAUCUUGGGUGGUUCCAUGGAAACUCCACCCCAGCGGGACUGUCAAAAGCUGCAUAAUCUUUCACAAGUGUCCAGCUUUCUGAUUGGGAGCUACCAUUUGGGAGAAUAGAAAUGAAGCACUUCCCACAGAGUGCUAAGCAUCUGUUAGCAUCUGUUACUUUGUAGAUGUGAUUGAUCACAAUUUAACUGGCUAUUGUAUUUUUGUUUUGUUUCUUAAUUUAUUGUUCUCCAUUCCAAAUUGUUGGGGUGGGGCAGUAUACAAAUAAAUAAAAUCUAAGAAUUGGA